CACAAACCAAGCAACGACAGGCCCAAUUGACCUCUUACAUCAGGUGGCGAUUCUUUAACUUUCCUCUACACAUUACCAAUUCAUCCCACACACACGCACAGCAAUGACUGCCCAGGUCACGCCGUCUAAGCAGGCUGCGUCCGCCAUUGAGGCCCUCAAGAUGGAAUCCCCGGUCAAGAAGCUCGAUUUUUCCGCGUCUAAUAAGGAGAACGCGCCGUUCGAUGCCGACCUCGCCACCCUCGAAGCCGAGAUAGACGCUGAGUCUAAGCACUCAACCACGGACAAGAAGCAGGAGGCCGCGAAGCCCGCUGUGGCUCCGACCAUCAAGCCCGAGGAGGCCGAUGAGCCUCUGCUUCAGGAGAACCCGCAGCGCUUUGUGCUGUUCCCCAUCAAGUACCACGAGAUCUGGCAGAUGUACAAGAAGGCCGAGGCUUCCUUCUGGACUGCCGAGGAGAUCGACCUCUCCAAGGACUUGCACGACUGGAACAACAGGCUCAACGACGAUGAGAAGUAUUUCAUCUCCCACAUCCUCGCCUUCUUCGCCGCGUCGGACGGCAUCGUCAAUGAGAACCUGGUCGAGCGCUUCAGCGGCGAAGUCCAGAUCCCCGAGGCCCGCUGCUUCUACGGCUUCCAGAUCAUGAUGGAGAACAUCCACUCCGAGACCUACUCGCUGCUCAUUGACACGUACAUCAAGGAGCCCGCCCAGCGCACGCACCUGUUCAAUGCCAUCGACACCAUCCCCUGCAUCCGCAAGAAGGCCGACUGGGCGCUGCGGUGGAUCGCGGACAAGAAGUCGACCUUCGCCCAGCGCCUGGUCGCGUUCGCCGCCGUCGAAGGCAUCUUCUUCAGCGGCGCCUUCGCGUCCAUCUUCUGGCUCAAGAAGCGCGGCCUGAUGCCCGGCCUGACCUUCUCCAACGAGCUCAUCUCGCGGGACGAGGGUCUGCACACCGACUUCGCCUGCCUGCUGUUCUCGCACCUCAACAAGCGGCCCAGCAAGCAGGUCAUCCAGGACAUCAUCGUCGACGCCGUCCGGAUCGAGCAGGAGUUCCUGACCGAGGCCCUGCCGUGCGCCCUGCUGGGCAUGAACGCCACCCUGAUGAAGCAGUACAUUGAGUUCGUCGCCGACCGCCUGCUCGUCGCCCUCGGCAACGAGAAGGUCUACCGGUCGACGAACCCCUUCGACUUCAUGGAGAACAUCUCGCUCGGCGGCAAGACUAACUUCUUCGAGAAGCGCGUGGGCGACUACCAGAAGGCCGGCGUCAUGGCCAGCACCAAGAAGUUUGUCCAGGAGGAGGCCGAAGAGGCUAAGGGCGAGAACGGCGGUGACUUCUCCUUCGACGAGGACUUCUAAGGCUGUGCUGCCUUCCGCUGCCCGUCUCUCUUCUCCUGUUGCCUCUAAUACCCUCUUCUGUACUCGACGGUUUGCUCUGUCUGCUUUUCUCUCGAAAUCUCCUGGCAUAGAAACGACAGGGCUUUCGGUUGACGUCUCUUCUUCUCUCGGUUGAGACGUUGGAUAUGCUUUUCACAUGUAUACGUGCUGCGCGGCCGUGACCGCGUUGGCAGUGGCGGAGUCUGGCGUUGGGGUGGCGUGGCUCUGGUAGGGAAUGCGAUGAGGGAUGUCGAGGAAAGCAUGGUUUUACGGGCAUGUAUGAGUAGAUUCUCAUGCUAGGAAUGAAACUUUGUGAAUUCGGC
Molecule: messenger RNA, 1692 nt
Organism: Thermothielavioides terrestris NRRL 8126
Lineage: Eukaryota; Fungi; Ascomycota; Sordariomycetes; Sordariales; Chaetomiaceae
Exons: 3
Coding region: 104-1351 (415 amino acids)
Biological process (GO): deoxyribonucleotide biosynthetic process
Molecular function (GO): oxidoreductase activity
Source: RefSeq, a predicted model, not a curated record